Messenger RNA from Aspergillus calidoustus, 408 nucleotides. Lineage: Eukaryota; Fungi; Ascomycota; Eurotiomycetes; Eurotiales; Aspergillaceae. The record is from the annotation of a GenBank genome assembly.
AUGACUCCAGCGCCCCCGAAGUUGAAGCCGAUUGCUUCCGGUGUCCCGAGCUUCCUUGAUCCCAGCCGGCCAGUGAAAAGCCUAUCGGUUGCUUUCUGGGUCUGGAAGGCGAUUCUUUUUGUUGUCAUAAUCAGCUGCCCCGGACUCGGAUACGACACUUCCGCAAGCCUACUUCCGUUCCAGCUCAACGGCUCGGCUGAGGUCAUUUCGUCUGCAGAACCCAAGCAUGUGUCCCUGCCAAUACCUCUCAAGUUCGUGCGCUGGGAUUCAAUCUAUUUUGUACACAUAGCUCAAUAUGGCUACCUCUUCGAACAAGAAUGGGCAUUUAGUUAUGUGUACGGAAGUCUGGCCAAAUUCUUAUCUUCUUGUACACUCCUCUCUCUCGUACUUUUCAACUCCAAGGCCUGA